Elaeis guineensis (African oil palm) is the source of this 3312-nucleotide messenger RNA. Its product is annotated as phospholipase D delta. Gene Ontology annotation, biological process: phosphatidylcholine metabolic process; phospholipid catabolic process. The record is from RefSeq and is a predicted model, not a curated record. Lineage: Eukaryota; Viridiplantae; Streptophyta; Magnoliopsida; Arecales; Arecaceae. Gene Ontology annotation, molecular function: calcium ion binding; D-type glycerophospholipase activity. Gene Ontology annotation, cellular component: plasma membrane.
UACCGAGCUCCUGCCACCUUCUUCCUCUCUCUCUCUGUCUCUCUCCCUCCCUUUCUUUCUGCUCUCUCUGUCUCUCUCUUUUCCCUUUCCGUUUUCUUUAAAAAUUCUUCUCUUUUCUCCUAAAACCUUUUUCAGUGCAAAAAGUUGCAAAUUUUCUCCUUGAUUUUAUUUCCUUUUUCUGGCAAAAGAGAUUGCUUGGCGCUGGUGGUGCGCAAAAAGCCAACGUAAUAAUGUUUUCCAUCACCUGCUCUCCUCCUUCUUCUUCUUCGUAGAUCCCUCCAGUCCCCGCCAAUACUCCGCAUGGAUCCUGACGACUCGGAGACCCCCACCUCCGCCGCGGCGGUGGAGGCGGCGACAACGGCCGCCGCCGACGGCUCCUCACCGAAGGAGCCUCCCGUCCUCCUUCACGGCGACCUCGACCUCUGGAUCUUGGAGGCCCGCCGCCUUCCUAACAUGGACAUGUUAUCCGAGCAUCUCCGCCGCUGCUUCGCAGCCUGCCGCCCACCCUCCCCCGCCUCCUGCACCCGCUCCCGCCGGCCACCACGCCACCACCACCGCCACCCCAAGAUCAUCACCAGCGACUCCUACGUCACCGUCUCCCUCGCCGGCGCCACUGUCGCCCGCACCCGGGUCAUCCCCAAUUCCCAGGACCCUAAGUGGAACGAGCACUUCAAGAUCCCCCUCGCUCACCGCUCCCCCUUCAUCGUUUUCCAUGUCAAGGACAACGAUGUCUUCGGCGCCCAGGUCAUCGGCACCGUCUCCAUCCCCACUGCCCUCGUCGCCUCUGGCGACCUCGUCCGUGACUGGUACCCCGUCCUCGACCCCUCCGGCAAGCCCCCCAAGCCGGAGACCGCCCUCCUCGUCUCCCUCCAGUACAGGCCCGUCGACGGGAACCCCAUCUACGCCCAUGGCAUCGCUGGCGACCCCGAGAAGCUCGGCGUGAGGGACACCUACUUCCCGGUCCGAAAGGGUGGAUUGGUGACGCUCUACCAGGACGCCCAUGUGAGGGAGGGGGAGCUCCCUGAGAUCGAGCUGGAAAAAGGAAUGAACUUUGAGCACCAUAGGUGCUGGGAGGACAUCUGCCAUGCCAUUCUUGAGGCCCACCAUUUGAUCUAUAUCGUCGGUUGGUCGGUCUAUGACAAGGUGAAGCUGGUGAGGGAGCCGACCCGGCCGCUGCCGCCGGGGGUGGAGAAUUUCACAUUGGGGGAGCUUCUCAAGUACAAGUCACAAGAAGGGGUUCGGGUAUGCUUGCUAGUUUGGGACGAUAAGACUUCCCAUGAUAAAUUCUUUGUUAGAACGGGGGGAGUGAUGCAAACUCAUGAUGAAGAUACUCGAAAAUUUUUCAAGCAUUCUUCUGUCAUUUGUGUGCUGUCACCUCGUUAUGCCAGCAGCAAACUUAGCAUUUUCAAGCAGCAGGUUGUUGGGACCCUCUUUACACACCAUCAGAAAUGUUUAUUGGUUGAUACACAAGCUUCUCAAAAUAACAGAAAAAUCACUGCUUUCAUAGGAGGUCUUGAUCUUUGUGACGGCCGCUAUGAUACGCCGCAGCAUAGAAUUUUUUCUGAUCUUGACACAGUAUUUUUGAAUGACUUUCACAACCCCACAUUUGCUGAAGCCACAAAAGGCCCGAGACAGCCAUGGCAUGAUUUACACUGCAAAAUUGAAGGACCUGCUGCGUAUGAUAUUCUUACAAAUUUUGAGCAGCGCUGGCAGAAGGCAACAAAAUGGCGGGAGUUGGGGAAGCAUUUUAGAAAAAUAUCUCACUGGGGUGAUGAUGCACUAAUAAAGCUAGAACGCAUUUCAUGGAUACUGAGUCCUUCACCUACCGUGCCAAAUGACGAUCCAAGCCUUUGGGUUUCCAAGGAAGAAGACUCUGAAACUUGGCAUGUACAGGUUUUCCGAUCUAUAGACUCUGGAUCAGUUAAAGGAUUUCCCAGGGGUGUUCAUGAAGCUUUGGAGAAGAACCUUGUUUGUCGAAAGAAUCUGGUGAUUGAUAAGAGCAUCCAUACAGCAUAUGUAAAGGCAAUCAGAUCUGCACAACACUUUAUUUAUAUUGAAAAUCAGUAUUUUCUUGGUUCAUCUUAUGGUUGGACAUCCUACAAAAAUGCAGAUGCUGAUAAUUUGAUACCAAUGGAAUUAGCCUUAAAGGUUGCUAGCAAAAUUAGAGCUGGAGAGCGAUUUGCAGUCUACAUAGUUAUACCAAUGUGGCCAGAAGGAGUCCCAACUGCUUACUCGGUUCAAGAAAUUCUUUUUUGGCAGGGCCAGACUAUACAGAUGAUGUAUGAAAUCAUUGGACAGGAGCUCAAAUCCAUGAAUGUUGAAAAUGCACAUCCGCAGGAUUACCUGAAUUUCUACUGUCUUGGCAAGAGGGAAGAAUUGCUGAAGGACGACUUGCCAUCAGAUGAUCAACCUUCUGAAAAAAACGCAGCGGCCCUUUGCCAAAGAUAUCGACGGUUCAUGAUUUAUGUUCAUGCAAAAGGAAUGAUAGUAGAUGAUGAGUAUGUGAUUCUGGGUUCUGCCAAUAUCAAUCAGAGAUCUCUUGCUGGUUCAAGAGAUACUGAAAUAGCUAUGGGUGCAUACCAGCCCCAUCAUACAUGGGUUGAGAAAAAAAGACAUCCACAUGGCCAGGUAUAUGGAUAUAGGAUGUCACUAUGGGCUGAGCAUCUAGGCAUUGUAGAUGACCUCUACAAAGAGCCCAGCAGCCUGGAGUGUGUGAAAUUUGUGAAUAAGAUAGCCGAUGAGAACUGGGCGAGAUACGCUGCAGAGGAAGUGAGACCAUUAACAGGACACCUUCUCAAGUACCCAAUCAAGGUGGAAGUCGAUGGUAAGGUUGGUCCCCUGCCCAACCAAGAGUGCUUUCCUGAUGUUGGUGGUAAAAUUUUAGGAGCACCUACUUCUCUCCCUGAUACGUUGACAAUGUAGCAUCCCCCUGACUGAUCAGAACAUCAAAGAACAAAGGGGGGAAAACGGUUAUCCCUGUCUGAAGAAGAAAAGGUAAAAAAAAGGAUAAUGUGGUAUAUUCCCAAUCUAACCUAUUGUUCAGAAGCUAGGUACAAUAAGGUUUCUUUGAUAUUGGAAAUUCGGUAGUUUUCUAGCCCCCCUUGUUAUACGCUGUUGUGUGGGAAUGGAGUUUUGUUAGACUUAUUGCUUCUUUGCAUCCUUCCAAUGUAAUAUAUGCUUGUAAACUAUGAAAGGAUGCAAUUAAUAGAAUGAAUAUUGCAUUCAGUUUGUAAUCUUGAGUGCUAACUUUACUUCAGCCUUUCAAAGCUUACAUCGCUCACUUGAUAUGAAUUUCUUGUGAGGAUUAAUAAG